GACACACAGAGCUGCACCUCCCCUGAAAAAUGGCCUCAUUCUCCGUCCAAGACAUCACACCCACACGCUUCACACCGAUUUGCUGUCCCGUCCCACCUCCUGGCUUCCGGCCCUCCUGCCCGGAUGAGACAGACCCAUCUGCAGGUCCACCCCAGGUCCCCAUUGACUGGCCAGGCAAAGGUCAAGGAUGAGGUUAAGAGGCCAGAGACUGCAUCGUCUGAGGAAUUGUCUGAGGAAGUUCAACGGAGAGGAGCAGAAAUUGCAAGCAUGUAUAAAGCACAGCUGAAAGAGAGGAUGGCCCAAAAGAGAAAGGAAGAGAUUCUGAAGAAAAUGGCAAACAGCGAUGACAAGAACGAUGACACUGAGGCCUCCUGCUCCUCUGCAGUAAAACGAUCUAAUACCCCUGCCACAGCCCCCGAGCGCCCGGCCAGCCCAGAGGCCACGCCAGUGGCCGCCCGAGAGGACACUCAGGAGGACACCCAGCAGGACCUGGCAGAGGUUGUGAAUGUGCUCAAGAGGAAAUCAUCUGAUCUAUACCUGCCUGACGAGGUUUGUGAGGAGUCACUCACAUGGAAAUCCAUUUACGAGGAGCUGUGCCCGCUCGCUCACAGAGUGAACACAGAAGCUGACUACAUCAAGGCGCUCCGCGUCAUCACUGAGAAUGCUGUGACUCCCUCGUGCUCGUCUGAGGAUGAUGUGUCUCAGAGUGUGAGUGAGGACACAAGUCAGGAGGGGAGUAGUGAAAGUGAGGAGAGCAUGAGUGGACAACAGCAGAGAUGUCUACACAGGGAUCCUUAUGGUAAGAGGGACAGGAAGGAGAUUGAUAGUGGUAAAAUGGAAGGGAGAUUUGCAACCGCCAAUGCAAUGUCUAUGAUGGCGAGCCGAGGGAUAGAAGAACUUAAUUCCAUGAGCUACGCAGACAGGAUCAAAUAUUUCAAGUAUGAGGCUAAGAGAAAUGAAGAGAUGAUGAUGAAGAUUGAAAGGAGGAAGGAAAAAGCCAGGGACGAAGAGCUCAAAAAGUGGGAAAAGAGGCAGAAGAAAUUGAAUGAGGAGGAAAGGAAAAGGACAGAAAAUAUGGAAAAAAACAAGUUAGAGGAGCAGAGGAAAAGGGAGAAGGCAGAGAUGAAACUAAAGAUUGAACAUGAGAAAAAGAGACAAGAACAAGAGAAAAAGAGAGAGAAAAAAGAAAGAAAGCAGCAGGAGAUGCAACAAAAGCAAAAGGCACGAGAGAAAGAAGAGAAGAGGAGGAAAGAGGAACAGAAAAGGAGAUUGAAGAUACAGCAGGAACAAGAGAAGGAGGAACAGAAAAGGCAGACAAGGAUACGGGACGAGGAUAAGAAGAGAGCAGAGCUUCAAAGAAUAAAAGAUCACGAGGCCAGGUUCAAAAUGGAGAUGGAGAAACUGUAUGAGAGAGAAGAGAGGAAUGCACAGAUUGAAAGAGAAAAGAGGCGUGCGCUGUGUCAGAAAAAAGGACAGACACAGAGAGCAAAACAGGUGGUGGCAUACGAGGUCACAGCGUCUACAUCUGACGCCUCUGUGCGGAGGGAAGAGAGGGAGCAACGUCCAGAGACCGCUCACGCACAGUCUGCAAAGAGGAGAACAAGGAAGAAGCAGAAGAAAGCGGCGGACGAGGCAUCGACAACUUUUCAGUAG
Messenger RNA from Oncorhynchus gorbuscha (pink salmon), 1653 nucleotides. RefSeq names its product golgin subfamily A member 6-like protein 6. NCBI's taxonomy places the organism in Eukaryota, Metazoa, Chordata, Actinopteri, Salmoniformes, Salmonidae. The transcript has 2 exons. The record is from RefSeq and is a predicted model, not a curated record. The coding region runs from base 124 to 1653 and encodes 509 amino acids.